UCAUGAUGUACUUUGUAAAGAGAAUUUUUGUGGCGAUAGCAAUCGUAGCAUUGGUGAGUGUGGUUUUUGGCAGUCACGAUGGAAGUACACACUUUGGGGUAUUGAAAAAAGGCGCCAGAUUAAUCCAUAAAGAGCAAAUCGUGCAACCGAAAAAGUUUUUCCGCGUCAUCGAAAAGAAAAUAAACUUUGAACCUCAGCAACAUAAAAUAAGCGCAAUUGUAAUCACCGACAAUAGCGAAUCGAAAGGAGGUAAGGCUUCUUUGCUCGAAGGAGGUCCCACGGCCAAUUAUGCCGUGAUCCUGUUCAAAUCGGCUCGUAAUCAUGGUCUUAAUUUUACAUUGGAGAUAUUCGACACUGCGCCGGAAUGCUUUAGAUGUAAAUCACAUGGUUGAUUUCAUCAUAUUUAAUAUUGAUGAUAUUAAUUGAUUGGCUACGCUUAAAGAAUAAACAUAAAAAAAAUAACUUAGGUUUAUUAGAUGGUCUACAAAAAGACAAUGUUCAGCAAACUUGAUUAUUUAAAUAUUUUUAUGAGUGUACUUAACUUUUCUCAUGCAAAUACAGAACCCAACAAAUU
Messenger RNA from Drosophila suzukii, 574 nucleotides. Lineage: Eukaryota; Metazoa; Arthropoda; Insecta; Diptera; Drosophilidae. The record is from RefSeq and is a predicted model, not a curated record.